AUGGCUUACGUCCCUCCCCACAAGCGCCACUCGAGCACCUCCGAGCCCGCCCCAAUCCCUUCCCCGCCCACUUCCUCCCUCCAUUCCCUCUCCAUCUCCUCCCCUCGCGGGCGUCACCACGUUCCCCCGUCCAACAAGAUCAUCCACGCCGCAGACUGCGUCUCCCGUUGGUCCCCGCUCCCGCCCUUCUCCGACGACGCUGAAUCUGUCCGCCUCGAGACCUUCCCCUGCUACACCGUCGAGCGCAUGUCCGGCGCCAAGCCCCUCGUCCUUGCCCUCUCCUCCCCAUCCUCCAGCUCCACGGAGGCCGGGGCCGCGGCCGCCGCCAUCACCGAGAGAUUCUUGCCGGACCUCCUAGACGCGGUGGAGAGGGCGAGGGCGAGGACGCACGAUGUGCCGAGGGAUGACGAGGAGGCAAAACUCUGUCUGGUGGCAAGGGUGGGCAAGGUCCUGUUCCAACGUUUUUGUGUUGAUGGAUCGCUCGUCUCCCUGGACGCUGUCCGCGACCUCGCAGAGGCAGGGGCAGAAGGAUCCAAUAGCCAGGUCCGUAAAACGUUCUAUACGAAUGUGCCCAGUGAUUUCUUGGAUGAUAUGGAGCGAUUCGCUGUGAAGACGAUGGGCCUAGAGUUCGUUUCAACAAAAGAGCACUACCAUGUCAAGGUGGUCGACAGGCAGGGAAUGGUUUCCAAGAUGUCUUGCAAAUGCACUGUGCAAGAAGAUGGGAAGCUUGCAAUCUGCAAGGUGUGCUUACCAUGCUGUCCUUUCCUGUACAUUUGA
Messenger RNA from Triticum turgidum subsp. durum (durum wheat), 777 nucleotides. NCBI's taxonomy places the organism in Eukaryota, Viridiplantae, Streptophyta, Magnoliopsida, Poales, Poaceae. The record is from the annotation of a GenBank genome assembly.